AUGGCUGCAUGGGUUGCUCGCGACGGUAAAAAACUAUAUGAUGCUGCGGUCGUAAAUUUGGGAAACCUACACAUACUCCCCAGCUCCACGGUGAAGCUGGCGUUGAACUCUACAUUCAAGACGAGCUUCAGACAUGCUAUCACCGGAGGCGGGACUAGCGGAAGCUUCGGUGUACCGGUAGAGAAAGACGAUAAACGACCUGCUCUCGACCUGGGUGCUUUAGACUCGUACGCGCUGGAACGUUGGGAGACCAUUCUCCAUUAUAUGGUUUCAUCUGGCUCCGGCCAAUAUCCAUCCAAACCUUCGCAGGGCGUCCUCUAUCUUCUUCAACGCAGUGGCUUAAUGGCAAACAUACAUGGGGCGUUACAGAUAACCUCGUUCGGAUUCCAGUUCCUACUUUACUCCCCACACGAACAACUGUGGAAUCUCUUGCUCCAGUAUUUGCACAUGGCCGAAGAGCGUCAAAUGGACUUGGUAGAAGUCCUCAGCUUCUUGUUCAUGUUGUCAACCAUGGAACUAGGAAGGGAAUACUCGACGGAACACCUAAGUGAGACCCAAAAGGCGAUGCUAGAAGACCUCCGCGAUUACGGCUUGAUUUGGCAGCGUAAGCCUAAUUCACGGCGAUUCAACCCUACUCGCCUUGCAACAACUCUAACUUCUUCAUCCCCUCCGCUGCCGACUUCGACAACCACAAGCUCUGGUCCCGCUGAAGGAUUCAUCAUCCUUGAGACGAACUAUCGGUUGUAUGCUUAUACCGAUAACCCUCUUCAAACCGCGGUGCUCAAUCUAUUCGUGACUCUCAAGUACCGCUUCCCCAAUCUCGUGGUUGGUACAAUUACCCGAGACAGCGUGAAGAAGGCGCUACAAAGUGGAAUCUCUUCUGACCAGAUUAUCAGCUACUUGUCCACUCAUGCCCACCCUCAAAUGCGAAAGAAUAAUCCGCUUCUCCCUGUGACUGUACAAGACCAAAUACGCCUCUGGGAAUUGGAGAAGAACCGCCUGAAAUCACAAGAAGGCUACCUGUAUACAGCAUUUGCAUCACAAGCCGACUACGAACUAGUCUUAAAUUACGCCAAACAGCUCAACACUGUUCUAUGGGAGAACACGGCCAAGCGCUGUUUCUUUGGCAGUUUGGACGGACAUGCCAAUAUCAGGGGCUUCAUUGAACGGAGGACGGGCGCCACGGGAUAG
This is a messenger RNA of Pleurotus ostreatus (oyster mushroom), 1191 nucleotides long. RefSeq names its product RNA polymerase II transcription factor B 52 kDa subunit (gene TFB2). Gene Ontology annotation, cellular component: transcription factor TFIIH holo complex; transcription factor TFIIH core complex. NCBI's taxonomy places the organism in Eukaryota, Fungi, Basidiomycota, Agaricomycetes, Agaricales, Pleurotaceae. Bases 1 to 1191 code for a protein of 396 amino acids. Gene Ontology annotation, molecular function: double-stranded DNA binding; ATPase activator activity. The transcript is spliced from 12 exons. The record is from RefSeq and is a predicted model, not a curated record. Gene Ontology annotation, biological process: nucleotide-excision repair.